Phytophthora nicotianae INRA-310 is the source of this 231-nucleotide messenger RNA. RefSeq lists its product as hypothetical. Lineage: Eukaryota; Oomycota; Peronosporomycetes; Peronosporales; Peronosporaceae. Bases 1 to 231 code for a protein of 76 amino acids. The transcript is spliced from 2 exons. The record is from RefSeq and is a predicted model, not a curated record.
AUGAAGACUCGGCCAGGACCAACCGCCGAGCGCAAGACUAUAAUGGAACAAACGCCUGAGCCAACCUUCCCAGAAGGCACAGAUGGAAAUAUUGAUGAGCGAUAUAGAAAAAAAGGAGUGGAAAGAGGAAACGGGGAGAUGUCUGAGGUCGUAAACUUGCCGGUACCAGAUAGCGGAGUUGCUGAAAAUGAUCCUGUGUGUGGAGUUAUGGAGAGCAUACAGCAAGUCUAA